AUGGAGACUUCUUCUAAGCUCCCCCUUCAUCUCUGCCAUGUCCACAAGCUUUCAAUCUUCAUCAACCGGACACAUAUAUUCUUCCACUCUAUAGCUUUAGUCUUCUUGCUUUACUACAGAGCUUCUUUCUUCUUUUUCCAAGACACUACCAAAACCAAAGCAACCACCGUAGCAUGGCUUCUUGUGUUUGUCUCGGAAAUCCUCCUAUCCUUCGAGUGGCUCCUCAGCCAGUCUUUUCGAUGGCGUCCCGUUUCGCGAACCGCAUUCCCAGAGAGGCUGCCUGGCGAUGAUAAGCUCCCAGCUGUUGAUGUGUUCAUCUGCACUGCGGAUCCGGAGAAGGAACCGACUGUGGGGGUGAUGAACACUGUGUUAUCUGCCAUGGCAAUGGACUAUCCGCCAGAUAAACUUCAUGUGUAUCUGUCCGAUGAUGGUGGUGCUGCUGUGACUUUGAAGGGUAUGAGGGAGGCUUGGAGGUUUGCAAAGUGGUGGCUUCCAUUUUGUAGGAGGUAUGGGAUCAAGUGCAGGGCUCCGGAGGCUUAUUUCUCUGCAGAGGAGGAGGAUGCUGAUUUUGGCGGCAGCGAGUUCAUUCAAGACAGAGAAGAUAUUAAGGAGAAAUAUGAGGUGUUCAAGAAAAGAGUAAGAGAAAAAGCAACAGUUGAGGACACAAGGAGCAGACUGGGUCGAGAUCACCCUGCACUGAUUGAGGUUAUACAAGAAACAACCAGUGAUGAUGCAAUUCAAGAAAAUGAAACCAAAAAUAUGCCUCUCCUUGUUUAUGUUUCUCGUGAGAAAAGGCCUUCUCAUCCCCAUCAUUUUAAGGCUGGAGCGCUCAAUGUUCUUCUGCUAUGGCAAGGUUAUGAUGGGGUUGGAGGGCCAUGUGUGUCUGGUACGGGCUAUUACAUCAAGAGGUUGUCCUUAUGUCCAAACUCCAUACAUGAAGAUGGGGAUCCCAUGAAACUUAGACAAUCUUUUGGUCCAUCCAAUGAGUUCAUAAAAUCCCUCCACCAAAACAACAAGCCUGAUAUACUCAUCCACAGAAAGAAUGCAUUGCUAAAUGAAGCCCAACUUCUAGCCUCCUGUGCCUUCGAAAAUGGCACCGAAUGGGGGGAAGAGGUUGGUUUCAUGUAUGGGUCUGUGGUGGAAGAUUACUUCACAGGGUUUCGUUUGCAUUGCAAAGGUUGGAUUUCAGUGUAUUGUAAUUCACCAAGGCCACAGUUCUUGGGCAGUGGCACCACCAAUUUGAAUGACUUUUUAGUCCAAGGGACUAGAUGGGCCUCUGGGUUGGUUGAUGUUGCUAUCUCCAAGUUUUGUCCUCUUAUAUUCGGCCCUUCGAAAACGUACACUUUCGUUCAAAGCAUGUGUUAUGCAGAACUUGCUCUUUUCCCCAUUUUGUAUUUCUUGCCAUUGUGGUGCUUUGCUACCAUACCUCAGCUCUGCCUACUCAAUGGCAUUCCUUUGUACCCAGAGGUCUCAAAUUCAUACUUCAUCGUAUUUUCGUUCAUAUUCCUAUCGUCGAUUUCAAAACAUUUAUAUGAAGUUCUCUCAACGGGAUUUACAUUUCGACAUUGGGUAAAUGAGCAAAGGAUAUGGAUGAUGAAGUCAAUUACAUCUCACUUAUAUGGCAGUGUGGAUGCCUUCAUGAAGAAAAUUGGUAUGAGAGAAGCCAGUUUCUUCCCAACCAACAAAGUUGAAGAUGUUGACCAACUCAAGCGUUACAAUAUGGGGGUGUUUGAUUUCCAAACAUCAAUAUUAUUUCUUGCUCCAAUGGCUGCUCUGGUGAUCUUGAACAUGGCUUCCUUUGUAGUUGGGAUUUCUAGAGUCAUCUUUUUGGGGGAGUUGGACAAAUUUUUCAUACAAGUUUUCAUACCCUUUUAUGUCAUUUUGAUGAAUUACCCUAUCGUUGAAGGGAUGCUGAUAAGGAAAGACAAGGGUCGCAUUCCACCAUCAGUCACAUUACUCUCUGCCAUAGUUUCCUUGAUUUUCUAUUUUUUAGGUUCUAUUAUUUUCAUGUAG
Molecule: messenger RNA, 2013 nt
Organism: Prunus armeniaca (apricot)
Lineage: Eukaryota; Viridiplantae; Streptophyta; Magnoliopsida; Rosales; Rosaceae
Source: the annotation of a GenBank genome assembly